Molecule: messenger RNA, 1032 nt
Organism: Phytophthora nicotianae INRA-310
Lineage: Eukaryota; Oomycota; Peronosporomycetes; Peronosporales; Peronosporaceae
Exons: 1
Coding region: 110-949 (279 amino acids)
Cellular component (GO): cytoplasm
Molecular function (GO): phosphatase activity
Source: RefSeq, a predicted model, not a curated record
CGGGGUGAUUCAACAACUUCAACCACUUGCACCCGUCCAGCGACGCAGCUCACUUCGCUGCGUGAUAUCACGUGACAAUCUCUCAGUCGCCGUAAGAACGUCUAUAGUCAUGGAACAGUGUACAUCCACCGGUCAAAUGGCUGGUGUUAGCGACUCCGAUACAAGCGGAACCUCCGCCGUAAAGAUCGUCGAUGGCUUCUUCAGCCCCAAAGUUUCAGACGUGAACGCCGAGCUGUUGCUCUUCAAGAGGUUUAACAAGAUUCCGACGUCCUGGCGCGCUUUCCAGCAACAGAUCGAUUUGCUGAUCAAAAGCUCGCGUAAUGUGAAGGUGGUUUACUUCGUCCGUCAUGCGCAGGGGUACCACAAUCUGGCCGAGGAGAAGUACGGCGUCGGUCGUUGGGAGGACGAGUUCGCGCGAACCGACGAGUUCCUAGACCCGGACCUGACCCCUUUCGGUGUCGAGGACGCUAAGAGCAAAGGAUCGUCGAGUGUCAAGGCCGAAUUGGAGCGAGGCAUGCCGCCCAUCGAGCGGAUAAUUACGUCUCCACUCUCACGAGCGAUUCAGACGGCGCAGUCCUUCCUUACAACUGACCAAGUGCCGAAUCAACCCUUCUUGUGCAUGGAAAACUGCCGCGAAGUGCUCGACUGCUACACGUUCGAUAAGAGACGCCCGCUGUCUGAGAUCAAGCAGAAAUUCCCGUACGUCGACUUCUCAAGGAUGAAAGACGAAGAGGACGUGCUGUGGUCGGCGACCCACCAUGAAACAGAAGACGAAAUCCAAGAGCGAGCGAGGAACUUCUUGUCCGAACUCUUCGAUGCUGUACCGGAACGCUAUGUGGUGGUGGUAUCCCACGUCUGCUUCAUCCAGGCGGUGUGCGCUAUCACCAUGGGCAUUCACUUCCGUCCCGAUAACUGCGAAGUUGUGCCACUGGUGCUCGAGGCCACUUGACAGCGCGAUUGAAACCUCCCUUGCAGACAUUUAACUCGCGGAAUGCAUAGCAACUUAUCGAUAUACUCUCUUUGAACACCGUU